This is a messenger RNA of Histoplasma mississippiense, 1815 nucleotides long. RefSeq lists its product with no specific name. The record is from RefSeq and is a predicted model, not a curated record. Bases 1 to 1815 code for a protein of 604 amino acids. Gene Ontology annotation, molecular function: nucleic acid binding; zinc ion binding. Gene Ontology annotation, cellular component: cytoplasm. NCBI's taxonomy places the organism in Eukaryota, Fungi, Ascomycota, Eurotiomycetes, Onygenales, Ajellomycetaceae. The transcript is spliced from 3 exons.
AUGGGUGUGAAACGCCCUCCACGUGCUGUAAUCCCAGGGGAGGUCAUGGGCCAGAGCCAUUCCUCGGCUGCGGGGGGAAACAGUGGUGCCCCAGCUGCGGAUAAUGUUACGAGGAAGACGGACUACUAUGAGCUGCUGGGUAUAGGACGAACUGCUACAGACGAAGAGAUCAAAAAGGCCUAUAAAAAAAAGGCCCUCGAACACCACCCAGAUAGAAACUACGGCAAUGUUGAGGCUUCCACUGCUAUCUUCGCCCAGAUCCAGGGUGCCUAUGAGGUCUUAUCAGACCCCCAGGAGCGCGCCUGGUAUGACUCUCAUCGAGACGCCAUCCUGGCCGGCCACGAUGGUCCCACGGCUGCGCAGUAUUCUCAUGACAUCAAGAUGACCACCGCGGAGGAUAUAACGAGGCUCAUCAUGAAAUUCAACCCUCGUAUGGACUUCUCAGAUGCACCAUCCGGCUUCUUUGGCGGCCUGCGGGAAACCUUUGAGACACUGGCGCGAGAAGAGGAGCUGGCAUGCCAAUGGGACGGCUUGGAACCCGUCGACUACCCCUCGUUCGGCCACAAAGAUGAUGGUUAUGACAGCAUCCGCCUGUUUUACUCGAUAUGGAGCGGGUUUGCGACAAAGAAAUCGUUUUCGUGGAAGGAUAUAUACCGCUACUCCGAAGCCCCAGAUAGAAGGGUCCGCAGGUUGAUGGAGAAGGAAAACAGACGACUCAGAGACGAGGGCAUUCGAGAAUUCAACGACGCGGUCCGGUCUCUUGUCGCCUUUGUGAAGAAGCGAGAUCCCCGUUUCAAAGCCACCGUGCAGAGCGAAGAAGAGCGGCAAAAAUCCCUCCGGGAUGCGGCGGCCGCCCAGGCGGCGCGCUCGCGCGCUGCAAACGAAGCAAAGUUGCAGGGCCACCAGGUGCCUGAAUGGGCACGGAGCGAAGAGGUAGAGGAAGAUAUGUUCAGCGGCAGCAGUGAAUCUGAGAUUGAACAGGAUUAUUUCGAGUGUGUUGUCUGUCGUAAAAUCUUUAAGAGCGAGAAGCAGUUUGAUGCCCAUGAGCGGAGUAAAAAACACAUAAAGGCUGUCAAGCAGCUUCGUUGGGAAAUGAGGACAGAGGAUAAACAUAUUCAACAAUUGAGCACGGGAAUGGAAACGGAGACGGGCGUUAGCACAUCUAGUUCAAUACAGAAUUCCGCAAAAACCCUUUCAUCCACCGCCACUUCCGCCCAAGCAAAUGCCGAGCCCAUUUCCCCAGACACAGAAGAUGAGUUGGAAGACAUCGUUGAACCAGCCCACGAAAAUGAUGUAGAUGACCUGUCGGAUCACCCUAGAAUACCGGAGUCAAACAUAAGCGAAGCUGAGCCCCAAACGCGAACCCAAGAGCCUGAGGAAGCAGAAGACUACACCAACGCAAGCGAUACAGACCAAGAUUACGCGCCGCGAGCGGUUCUCCUAAAGCGUUUCGCUACAGACACAACCAGCGCGACCAACACAGCGCAUUACAACAACCUAAAUGACCUGACGGAAGACGUAUCAAAAACAUCCAUCAACGAUAAUGACGACGACGACGACGAACCAACACAGCCAAAACUAGGAAAAGCAAAGCUAAAACGCGCUAAACGUGCGGCUACGGCUGCGGCUGCAGCCGAAGAUGAAGGGAAGAAGGGCAAGACGUUUACAUGCGCGACCUGCAAAAGCUCGUUCACUUCAAACACCAAACUGUUUAACCAUAUCAAGGUGUUGAACCAUGCUCAGUCCGUGGCAGCCAUUAAACCUAAUAAUAAGCAGCCUGGCAGGGCAGUCGGCAAGAAGGGCGCAAAGCGCUGA